AGCAUAUAGUCAUAGACAUGGUCAUAGAUAUUUAAUAUUAAAAAUAGCCUUGUACUCCCAAAAAUAAUUUUAUGUAAGUUUUUAUCCUAAUGUUUUUGACAUAAACAAUUGGAAGCGCGAAUUUCCUAAAACUAAAAAAAUAGCUAAAUUAACAGCACUACUUUUAACAACGUUCAAAAAUAAUUAACAAAUCAAAACAAACGAAGAGCAUGUCGGUGAAAAAGUUAUUUGCUUUGGAUUUUGAAGUUUUUGGCAAAGUACAAGGUGUAUUUUUCCGAAAAUAUACAGAAAAACAAGCUAAACAACUUGAUCUAAGAGGCUGGUGUAUGAAUACCGCAGAUGGCACAGUUAAAGGUCAAUUGGAAGGUCCUCAAAAUGAAUUGAACGAAAUGAAAUAUUGGCUACAAAACAAAGGUAGUCCAAGUUCUCGUAUCGACAAGGCAGUUUUUAGUGAAAUGCGCCCAAUAGAAAAUUACACAUUUCAAACAUUUGGCAUUAAACGUUAAAUAAUUGUUGUUAAUCAAGUCUAUUAAAGAAAUGAAAUAAAUUUAAGGUAUGUAAUAUUGAA
Messenger RNA from Lucilia sericata (common green bottle fly), 568 nucleotides. Its product is annotated as acylphosphatase-2. The coding region runs from base 210 to 506 and encodes 98 amino acids. Gene Ontology annotation, molecular function: acylphosphatase activity. NCBI's taxonomy places the organism in Eukaryota, Metazoa, Arthropoda, Insecta, Diptera, Calliphoridae. The transcript is spliced from 2 exons. The record is from RefSeq and is a predicted model, not a curated record.